CUUCGCACUGGAGUGAGUUGUCGCUAGCUGGCAGCAGCAGGAUUGUCAGAGGAAGGUGGCGUCGUCAGAGGGGUCUUCGUGCUGACUUGUAUCUGGGAGGCACAUCUACACCAGAGCCCCCCUCUCUCAGACCACACAUCCUGAUGGAGGCCCCGCUGGUGUGUCUGGACGAGGAGUUCGAGGACCUGCGACCGUACAGGAUGGAGGACCAGGAUCAGACCUCCCCCUGCUCCUCCCCCUACCAUGACUCCUUCACCACCACCACCGCCCCCCUGGCCCCCCUCACCCGAGAGGACUUCUCUGAGCUGGAGAACUUCUCUGAGAUGAUGAGCUUCAAGUCCAUGGAGGAUCUGGUGAACGAGUUUGACGAGAAGCUCAACGUGUGUUUCCACAACUACAACACGAAGACGGAGGUCCUGGCUCCGGUCCGGAACCAGGCCCAUGCAGAGGAGGACGAGGAGAGGCUGCAGGACGAGGAUGUGUGGGACGCGCUGACAGACAACUACGUCCCGUCCUCCGUGUCCAGCUGGGACGAGCCCAACUCAGAGGGGAUCAACGGGAACCUCUCCGACCAGGAGAUUCAUGAAAAAGAAGAAGAGGAGAUGAACGAGAAGAACGACAACGCUAACUGUCUGAGCGAGGAGCCGCUCGUCACAGCUGACCAGGUCAUUGAGGAGAUAGUUGAGAUGAUGGAGAACUCCCCAGACCCUGGAGAGACGGAGGAUGAGGAGGAGAGCAUCCACUCCUCCUCCAAGACCAGCCCCUCGCUCCUGAAGGAGAUCCGGCAGCUGUCUCUGGCCUCCAACAACAACUGCUCCUACGAAGGCCUGACCCUGAUGCCGGGCCCAGCCCUGGAGCAGCUGCUGAGCAGGGUGGAGGCUGCGAUCCGUGAGUACUCAGAGGAGCUGGUCACCCAGCUGGCUCGCAGAGACGAGCUGGAGUUUGAGAAGGAGGUGAAGAACACCUUCAUCACCCAGCUGAUGGAGGUGCAGAACAGGCAGAAGGAGCAGAGGGACGGAGGGAAGCGCCGGCGCAGGGACAAGGGCCUCAGCCUGCAGGACAACACCACCGUCAGCCCUGCCCCCACCACACUGGGCACCACCAUGCCCAUAAAGGUGAGCGCUGCCCCCACCACACUGGGCACCACCAUGCCCAUAAAGCGCUUCAGUAUGGAGGGUCUGUCCAACAUCCUGCAGACCGGCAUUAGGCAGACGUUCGGGGGCACAGGAAACGACAAGCAGUACCUGAACACUGUCAUCCCCUACGAGAAGAAGGUGUCUCCUCCCUCCGUGGACGACCUGCAGAUGCUAACCAACAUUCUUCAUGCUAUGAAGGAGGACAGUGACAAGGUGCCUACUCUGUUAACUGACUACAUAUUAAAAGUGUUAUGUCCUACCUAAAGAAACCAAGCCAUGACCUGCUGUCUGAAUGAGAGUUCAGGGAGGGUUUCUCCAACCUGGCAACCCCUCCAGUCCAAGCUGCAUGAGCUCCUUCCCCCUUUCAUUAUCAGCCAUGGAUCGUUAACAUCUAAAUUAUUGUACCUUACUCAUCUAAUACAACUACUGCCUUUGCUGAGCUCACCUUGUCCUGCACACUAGGGUCUGGCCAGAUCCAAAAUGGCCACCAACUGAAUUCUACUGCAUGGGGAAACUGGUCCCCCUUAAAGGACUACUAACUGAUCUCUAUUCAGAGCAUGGGAAGUUACUACCGGCCACAUAUAUACAGGGAUGAGAUGUCUGUUUUUUUUUUUGUUUUUUUUUAUGAUUUCAGAUCCUGUUUGAUUUCACCUGCGGCCCAGAGGGCUGUUUUUUGUUUUUUUUUGUAUUUUAUGAAAUUCCAUUUGCUGACCCAUAUUGCAUUGUACAGUUUAUUGAAAAGUGUCACAUUUCACUUGAUAAUUUCUACUCCAUUAAUCAUAAAACACAUUUGAAUACAAAAGCCAUUUGAAGUAACCUUUCUGCCAAUAUAGUGCUGUAGCUACUCAGACAAACUUUACGGGUGCAGUACAUUUGAAUGUUUUUUUUUUCAGCAAAUAUUUGGAUAUUCAGUGCUCUUUUGACUUUUUUGUCGUUUGUUUUAACUUGUAUCUAAUCUUAAAAUAGGAAAUGACACUGUUGUUAAUUUUAUACUUGUACAGUAUGUACUGUAUAAUCUGAAUGAUAAGAACAUGUCACCCAUAGGCUGUGGAGUUAUUCAUUGAGUUUUCAUUGACUGUCAUUCAUGGAUGAGCUGAUUUCAACAAGACGUAUUCUUUUGAGCCACUUCAGUGGGAACUCUGUGCUAAUCGCAAAUUCAAAUAAACAUGAUAACCUAAGAUG
This is a messenger RNA of Osmerus eperlanus (European smelt), 2318 nucleotides long. It is a transcript of the gene fez1, whose product is annotated as fasciculation and elongation protein zeta 1 (zygin I). The record is from RefSeq and is a predicted model, not a curated record. Gene Ontology annotation, cellular component: cytoplasm; axon. The transcript is spliced from 10 exons. Lineage: Eukaryota; Metazoa; Chordata; Actinopteri; Osmeriformes; Osmeridae. The coding region runs from base 144 to 1400 and encodes 418 amino acids.